Molecule: messenger RNA, 1758 nt
Organism: Eremomyces bilateralis CBS 781.70
Lineage: Eukaryota; Fungi; Ascomycota; Dothideomycetes; Eremomycetales; Eremomycetaceae
Exons: 2
Coding region: 199-1704 (501 amino acids)
Source: RefSeq, a predicted model, not a curated record
CAGAGCCAGCCCAUUCAGGCCUUGGCUCUGAAACUUGCUCUGCUGCAUUCGGUUGUAUGGCAUGCUUGCGUGCCAGGACGACUACAAGUGCCGGGAGUCGAAUUCUAUAGGACAAUCCAAAUCAACCCCGAUAUCUUUAUUGGCUGUGGCUACCAAAAGACGCAUCAUGCGAUAUGGUGAUAGCGAUUUCUGAUCUGCAUGAAGGAGAUCUUGAAUGAGGACAGUGGCUUUAAUCCCUCAAGUACCAUUCCCCAUCCCCCUCCGCCGCCGUCCCCGACGUCUUCUGUGGCCACUUCGACAUAUACACCAGCCCCCCCUGGAAGCCCUUCGCAACCGUCUCCGCCUUGCACGACGAUCGUAUCAUCCUGUGCUUAUAUUAUCAAGACUUCAACUAUAUACAGCACCUUGCUUAAGCCCCCGCCUACUUCGGCAUGUCCACCACCUAGAACCAGUACCACGACCGUUCAAAAUCCAUGCUCUUCAAUGUCGGGCGUCUGUUCCACCAUCACUCAUAAACCUCCCCCAUUGGUGUCUACUACUACCCUUACAACGGGGUCGCCACUAUGCGGCGGUGGAACAUCAUAUUUUACCUCCGUGUUUUACGGCAAUAUCACGCAAAACGUCGUCUCGACGGUUACGGAGACUAGCAUAUCUACUUCGAUCUCGACAGCAUUGCAGCGGUCAACCGUCACUACAACGGCUCCUGGCGAGACAGUAACUUCUACGACUACAACAGCUGUAUAUCCAAGUUCUUGUCCAGCGGACCUCACAGUAACCACGUCGGUUACUAUCCCAACGACGACAACAGCGACGGUCACCCUCCCUCCAAGCACUUCUACACUAACGCAAACAAUGACCUCCGUUUCGGUGUCCAUAAGCAUCUUUCCGGUACCUUACACCGUAUAUGUCGAAGUAUUCCCAAAGACGAGGACCCUCACGUCUACCAUAUUUAGUGGUUCUUCCUGUGCUAGCGGGCGGCCUUCUACAACACUAACAUCUACCAUUUUCUCAACAACGACGAGCACCAGUGUUGUUCCAGGCCCGCCAGUGUUCUUCGUUGUUACCGUCACAGAGCUCCGACUAUCCACAUCCGUCUUGACUACGACCAUAGGAACGGGAUCCCCUGUCCGGAUAACGGAGACUGUUUCGACUACAAUCCGUCCUUCGACAUGCCCCCCUGAAACUGUCUCCACAACCACUACCCUGAGCACAAUCACCUCCACCAUACAGGCAUCCAGUUGCGUUCCAAGUUCAGGAGAUGGCUCAAUCCCCGUAAGCUGUUCCGGCUCAACUUCAACAAUUUAUCCAAGCAGCUGCCCUUCCAACCCCAUCGAUCCAUCGGGUGCUUCGACGAUUACCAAAACCGUCUUCCCAAGCGCAUGCGGGCCAAGUGGCUGCAUUACAUCGACAAUCACCAGCACCCUUACCGUCACCCCCAGUGUCUCUGUAGUCCCGCAAGACAGCGGCGAGCCGAUCCUGUGCAGGCCUGUGGAGCCAUCCGAUAGAACUGCUUUGCUCGUUCUGACGAUCUUGUUUGGUGUGCUCUUGCUUCUGGCAUUGCUAGCCUUAGCGGCAGCUCUUUGGAGCCGAAGGAUACAGAAGAAGAAGCGAAGGGUGUGUGAGGCUUGCGGUCAGACGGACGAUAGAUGUACUUGUCAGAGGAUUCCGCAGAUGGGGGCGGCACCAAUGGGGGAAACAGGGUGAUCAACGAGUUAGGAGGUCAUAAUGAUUGUAAUGUAAAGCCGAGAUGUGCCAAAU